This is a messenger RNA of Ylistrum balloti, 4141 nucleotides long. Its product is annotated as ADAMTS-like protein 4. The coding region runs from base 1 to 2619 and encodes 872 amino acids. Gene Ontology annotation, molecular function: metalloendopeptidase activity. The record is from RefSeq and is a predicted model, not a curated record. Gene Ontology annotation, biological process: extracellular matrix organization. Gene Ontology annotation, cellular component: extracellular matrix. Lineage: Eukaryota; Metazoa; Mollusca; Bivalvia; Pectinida; Pectinidae. The transcript is spliced from 16 exons.
AUGGAGGUUUACCCCUUACGAUUAGUCAAGACAGCGAUUGUCAUCAACCUGAUCCUGUUCUUUGUAACAGCACGAGGACAGGAGGUCAAGUCAAGUUUAUCGUGGAAUGAGUGGUCGUCAUGGUCCAAGUGUUCCAAGACGUGCAACCAGGGUAUUCAGAACCGGAACAGGAAGUGUCUUAAUGAACAAGGGGAGACGAGUCUGAACCCAAGCUACUGUACCGGUCGUGGAGUGGAGUACCGACGGUGUGAGUUACAGAAAUGUGAGGGAAAGCAGGUUGAGGACCGGACAGCACAGUGUCGUAGGUACAGCAAUCAUUUAGUGAGAGGACGGCGCUACCAGUGGGACAAGUAUAUCAAUCCCCAGAACAAAUGUGAGCUGUCCUGUCGUGCAAUAUACUACAACUUCCACCACAAGUUUGCAGACCGUGUGGAGGAUGGCACCUCGUGUGGAACUGAUGAUUCCUCUGACGAAGUUUGUGUCCAGGGCCAUUGUCUGAAGGUGGGUUGUGAUGGGGUGUUGGGCUCAGGGCUGGAGCGUGAUGGAUGUGGUGUGUGUAAUGGAGACAAUACUUCCUGUCAGAUCAUUUCUGCGAUAUUUACACGGACACACCUUCCCAAUGGAUACAACUUGAUAGUGCAGAUCCCAGCAGGUGCUUGUAACAUCAGUAUUACAGAGAUGGGCAGAAGUAGGAACUACUUAGCUCUGAAAGAAACCAAUGGAAGAAACAUCAUAAACGGAGGCAUGCGACUCAGUACUCCAGGUGAAUACAGGAGCUCAGGUACAACCUUUACCUACAGUGCCUAUCAAAGUCGAGGUUGUCCAGGCCAGUGUAUCAGUGCCCCAGGUCCAACAGACCAGUCAGUUGAUGUACAGCUCCUGUAUUAUCGAUGGAACCCAGGAAUUAAGUACCAGUUCACUAUUCCCUCUCAUUUAAUGGACAAGUACCUUGCAGCCAUUAACAAUAAGGGUACCAAUCGUAGAAAACAACACAGUGGUCACCAUAGAAACCAAAGUAACCAUGGCAACCAGAGAAACAUUAGGGUCCUGGAGAAUCCUGUUUACCGAGCAAACCAUGACACUUCUGGAAAUCAGAAUCUUGCCUUGGAAACAAGCAAUGGCCGGGCCAAAGGGACCAACCCUAGAAGUGACAAUAAUCCAGUGCAGACCAGAGAUAGGUCUUACCAGUUCAAUCAAUAUGGUCCAGAUUACCAUAGGACUCCAGUAACUAGUGGUCAGUUUGACCCCUUUGACCCUGCUUAUCGACAGCAGUUGUCACAGACAGUGGGUCAACAAUCAGGCAACUACCAACCAAGAAAUGGUUGGGCCUAUGUUGGUGACACUAUCAGUAAUGAGGUUGUUCCCAAACUUUCUGCCCAGAAUAUUCCUGACAGUGUGAACUACUACUGGAGGAUAGCUGGCUUCACUAACUGUACCGAACCCUGUGGCAAAGGAAAGCAACAAACCAAAGUUGUGUGCAUGAAAAGAAACACCAAUGUCAUUGUGACGAUUGACAAUUGUGACCCCAACCUUCGUCCAGCCACCCAGACUAUUGCUUGCAACACGAACAUCUGUCCACCAGCUUGGAACACUCAGAACUGGACAGACUGCAGUGUGACAUGUGGGGAGGGCAUGCAGACAAGGGAAGUUGUGUGUAGACAGCGCGUGUCUGAUACUCAAAUCAUCAGGGUGGCUGCCUCCCGUUGUGGGGAUGUGGAGAGGCCACAAUCAGCUCGAAGCUGUAAGGCCCCAGCAUGUGCUUCCUGGAAGGCUGAGGACUGGGGAAAGUGUUCAACCAACUGUGGGCGUGGCGAGAGGGUGCGGAAGGUGUACUGUGAAAGUAUUGAGGGGGGCGAGGCAAUGGAGAAUAUUUGUAAUGGUAUCCGGCCAGAAAAUGUUAGCACAUGUGACAUGGGUACAUGUGCCAAAGGAUGGUUCCACACCAGGUGGUCCAAAGAAUGCUCAACUGAUUGUGGUAAAGGCUACCUCUAUCGUAAGGUUUACUGCUCUGCUGAGGAUGGUACUCCAUUAGACGAAAUCAAAUGUGCUGGUACACGACCACGCGAGAGAAAGAGGUGUAAAAACAAAAAACCAUGCGGAGGGAGUUGGUUUGAUGGACCAUGGUCAGAGUGUUCUGCUACUUGUGGGGAAGGUGUGCGUCGUAGAGAUGUUGUCUGUAUGAAAAAGGUGGGAGAACGUUUGUUUGCGCCGGUGAAGCCAGUGAAUUGCGAUAUUUCGGACAAACCAGUGACAGAAGAGUCUUGUGGACCACUGCCCGAGUGUCCCUCUGAAUGGUUUGUCACCCAGUGGUCACAGUGUUCUAAAAGCUGUGACACUGGAACAAGAACAAGGGAAAUUAAAUGCUUGGAUCCAAAGCUUCAGCCAAACUCUGCUUGUCCUGUUACUUCACGGCCAUCGCGACGCUCUGCCUGUAAUAAACAGUCAUGUGAACUACCACAGCUAGAUGAAGAUCCCACUUGUACAGACACAAUAAAGAUAUGUAACCUGGUAGCCCAGGCCAGGCUCUGCACCUAUCCUUUCUACAGUGAAAAGUGUUGUAACACCUGCACCAGGUAUCGCCACAAAGGGAGGCAGCACCACACAACCCGAGGCUCCUAGUACCCUCUGAGGACUUAAAGACAUAUUGUUACAUCAUAAUCACUGAGAGACAGGGUGCAUAGGGAUGGGGCAUUGACUGGGGAGACGCUCAUAUAGAGAACGUCUGAUUAGGACAGGCGGGUGCCCAUGGUGUUGGGCUAUGUCAGUUAGGAUCAAUAAAAGAUAUUCAUGUAAAGAGAGAGAGAAGAAGAGAGAACUAACCUAAAGGAAUGUUGAUGUUCAGUAGAUAUUUCAGUUAGGAUCAAUUAAAUAUAUAUUCAUGCAGAGAGAAAGAAAGAGACGGAAGAGAGAGAAUGCUAUCCUAAUGGAUUGUAGAUAGUGGUCAGUUGUUUCAUCAUUCACACUAGUCUUAGGGCAGAGAGACAGAGAAAACAUAGAGAUGGCUGAAAAAUGAUUAAGGACAGAGAAGAGGAGAGGGAAUACCUAGGCGAUAAAUUGUAGAUUGGAAGGACACUUUGGUGGCCAAUGUUGAUCCUACACAAGUUAAUUAUCUGUAUCCUAGCUAACAAUUAAUAUGUCAAAAUGUGUGUUUAUAUAAUUGUAUGAGAGGAUGACAUAUCAGGUUUGGUCUGAUCGUUUCUGCUUUACUUUAUAGAUUUAUCCAAUUCUAUGAGCUUGUUAUGCCAAUAUGCACACAUCUAGAGUGGAAUUCAAAGAUUGGUGCCUUCUCUGUUGUGGGCUAUGAAGCACAGAGAAAAGGACAAAUCAUUGUUAUUGUGAUGAAGACAUCUGUGAGGUUUUUUUCUUACACUUUCAUUGUUGAAGUCAAUGGUCAGUUGACAUAAGACGAUUGGCUUUCCUGUUUGUGCUAAGACAGACUAUCUGUCUGGUGUGUUUACAAGGCAAGAAAUCUCCAAGGUACAGAUAAACUGUGUAUUAGCCAACUACCUGAAGGCCUUGCAGCAGUAUCAGAAGUCCCUCUGUCAAACAACAUAGGAAUGAAUGCAUUAAUGGGAAGAACAGAGGUCAAAGGUAAAAGGCAAAAUGCAGACUAGAUAAUUGGCUUAAAAGGAUAGAGUUCAAAGAUGAAUGCUGCUUUGAGAUAUUGGUAUUAGACAGUCAGUUGUGUCCAAAUGUUCUGUGUGAAUGGUAUUAUUAGUUCUGUAUCCAGUAACAAAUAUGAUAUGAUACUGUUUUACCUCAUUCAAAUCUAUUACCAUCAUACCAAUAUUCUACAUUAUACUCUUUUUUUAAGCUUUGUCCUCACAUCAAUGUUAUUGUACACAUGUUUUACACACAAAUCUUCCUGUGCUAAUAUUGACUACAGAAUAUAAUCCUGUUUACUUAUUACUUAUAAACAAUUUAAACAUGAUUACCCAGUGGUGAUUAUAUAAUUUAAAUCAACUUACCCACUGCUGGAGACAAACAGAAACAUGAUUACCCAGCAGUAAUUGUAUAAAUUUAGCCUGGUUACCUACUGCUGGUGACAAACAACCAGGUUAUUCACUGCUGGUGACAAACAGAUGUAUGAUUACCCAGUGGUAAUUAUAUAAAUUUAGCCAGGUUAUUCACUGCUGGUGAC